Ogataea philodendri is the source of this 1653-nucleotide messenger RNA. RefSeq lists its product as uncharacterized. Gene Ontology annotation, molecular function: amino acid transmembrane transporter activity. The transcript has a single exon. The record is from RefSeq and is a predicted model, not a curated record. Gene Ontology annotation, cellular component: membrane. Gene Ontology annotation, biological process: amino acid transmembrane transport. Bases 1 to 1653 code for a protein of 550 amino acids. Lineage: Eukaryota; Fungi; Ascomycota; Pichiomycetes; Pichiales; Pichiaceae.
AUGAAGCAAGACGAAGUUGUUUCAGUUAAAUCCCUUAAAAAUGUCAGUUCUGCCAAGAACGCAGAACUGUUGCAAACUGUCAGCGUCACAGAGGUUGGCAUCUCUAAGCAAUUCAUUUUCGACGAAGAUGACACCAAACUUGAAAAAGCACUCAAGCAGAGACAGCUUGGAAUGAUCACACUAGUCGGUGUUUUUGGUACAGGUUUGUUCCUCAGUAGUGGUGGAACACUUGCCAAGACUGGACCUGUCGGAAUGUGCCUUGCAUACCUGAUCAUUGGUGUUGUUGUCGGUUUGAACCAAAUUGCACUUGCCGAGGUUGCAGCACUGGCUCCACUGACUGGGUCAAGUAUUCGUCAUGCUGAGAUUUUUAUUGAUGAAGCCGUUGGCUUUGCUUUAGGAUGGCUAAAAGUGUGGAAUGCAAUAUUACCAGGAGCACUUGUUUCCACAGCCCUUGUGAUGCAAUAUUGGACCACAGUCUCUCCUGGCGUUUGGAUAACGGUGUUUAUCGUCCCUAUUGCAAUAACCAAUAUCUUUUCAAUUAAGCUCUAUGGAGAGAUAGAGUUUGUCUUUGCGCUAUUGAAAAUUGCGUUGAUCCUCAUUUUGAUUCUAGCAGGACUAGUGCUCGAUCUUGGAGGUGUCAAAGAGCAGCCUCGUCUUGGAUUCCAUUACUGGAAACAUCCAGGACCAUUUGCAGAGCACUUUGCAACUGGAAGUGUUGGCAGAUUUGUUGGAUUCUGGUCGGCAUUAUCCUCUGUGGUUUACUCGUACGGAGGCGUUCAAGCCAUUGCCCUACUUGCGGGGGAAACUAAAAAUCCUCGUACCAACAUUCCCAAGGCUGCCAAAAGAAUAUUGUACAGAGUUGUUGGAUUGUACAUGCUCGCUGUGUUCAUUUUAAGUUUGAUCGUGCCUUACGAUGACAAAAACAUUGCCACCAGCGAUGGUACAGCCGCCCACUCUCCGUAUGUUAUCGCUUUUGAAAGAGGAGGAAUUAAAGUUUUGCCACACAUUGUGAACGCCCUGACACUUUGCUCUGCCUGGUCCGAGGCUAACCUCAACGUGAUGCAGGUGUCAAGAAUCAUGUUUUCACUUGCUGCAAAACAUCAAGCUCCAGCGGCGUUCCUAAAAACCAAUAAACUUUUCAGAGUCCCAGUGUUUGGUGUCGUGCUUGCAUUGCUUUUCUGUGCGCUAGCUUACAUGACAUUGAACUCGACAGCUUCAAAUGUUUUCAGUUGGUUCCAAAAUCUCAGCUCGUCGGUUCUAUUGUUGGAAUGGAUAAUUAUCUCAAUAUCGAAUAUUCGGAUGAAUAAGGCCCUGGUUGCCCAAGGGUACACCAGAAAAGAUCUACCAUACACAAAUCCAAUCGGUAUUGCUGGUGCCUGGAUCUCCCUGCUACUGUCUGUCCUGUUUCUUGUUACGGGAGGUUUCACAACUUUCAUGCACGGACAUUGGGAUACUUCGGUUCUGGUGUCCUCGUAUUGUUCGCCAAUGAUUUUCAUUAUUCUCUACGCAGGCUGGAAAUUGUUUUACCGAACAGAACAGUGGCAACUGCAAGAUAUCUGUCUUCCUGAGCUUUUCGAUGAUUAUCACAGCAAGCCAGAGCCAACUCCAGAGCCUCUUCGUGGAUGGCGCAUUAUUACCUUUUUAUGGGCUUAG